AUGGACGGCGACAAACCCAUCUACAUCCACCCCUCACUCUCCUCAGGCUUCGUCCUGUCCGUGAAAAUCUGGAUCCCUCCCGAAAAAAUCUCCGAAUUUUUCGCGCUGUUUAAGCCCGUUUACGACGCCGUGAUCGCCGAGGAAGAAUGCCGUUUCUUCGUCGUCACUCAAAACGAGCAGGAACCAGGCUGCAUCUCAUGGGUCGAAGGCUGGACUAAAGAUGUCAAUUGGCUCAUGAGCGAGCAGUUGCCAAAGAGCUAUUAUCAGCCUUAUCUUAAAGAGACGGAGGCGAUGUUUACGAAGCCGAGAUUCUUCGAGAUUUUGAAGCCAGAAGCUAGUUUCGGGCAUUUUAAGGUUCCGAAGACAUAG
This is a messenger RNA of Rhinocladiella mackenziei CBS 650.93, 369 nucleotides long. RefSeq lists its product as uncharacterized. The coding region runs from base 1 to 369 and encodes 122 amino acids. The transcript has a single exon. NCBI's taxonomy places the organism in Eukaryota, Fungi, Ascomycota, Eurotiomycetes, Chaetothyriales, Herpotrichiellaceae. The record is from RefSeq and is a predicted model, not a curated record.